This is a messenger RNA of Acanthopagrus latus (yellowfin seabream), 3879 nucleotides long. RefSeq lists its product as uncharacterized. The transcript is spliced from 7 exons. The coding region runs from base 802 to 2730 and encodes 642 amino acids. Gene Ontology annotation, cellular component: synapse. Lineage: Eukaryota; Metazoa; Chordata; Actinopteri; Spariformes; Sparidae. The record is from RefSeq and is a predicted model, not a curated record.
AGCCGGUGUGCUAUGACUCAGAGGGGAGCAGCUGGAGUGAAGGCUCCAGUGGCGGCAGUGAGCUGUCACCAUCUGGAGGAGUACAUGUCUCCCUGCCUCCUCAGCCAGCAACAUAAAUCACCUCCCAACAACUGGGUGUCAGAGGAUCAACAUGUUUCUUUGUGACAUCUGUUUUUUUGUUGUUGUUGUUCUUUUUUUUUUUGUACUCACGUGAAUGUACCGUAUCCACGGAUACAGCAUCCCGAACGUGAUGCUGUCCUCGGCCAAAUCCUGCUGCAGCCUGCCAUUGUUUUCUCCCGUCCGGGUGGUGGACGGUGGUCCGGCACCGGAUCAGAGGAGCUUUGAUCAAGCUUUGAGGGGCCGUCUCAUCUGAUAACCCGCACCAUUUGUUUGCCGUUUGACAGCUGCACCUGUGCUCAGGGCGCCGUGGGAGACACGUGGGAUGGAGGGGGACGGCAGAAGUGUUUGGGAGAGAAGCGUCAGUGUUAUCGGCCCUGUCAAACUCCACUCCUGCGGACUGGGUGGAUGUGUCAGAUCACGUCCCGCGUGUUUGGACACGCUGGUGAUGGAGACGUGGGGUCUGUGAGAAAGGCUCAGGGGAAUGUUUGUUUUCACUGAUAAGUCUGAUGUCAGCUUGUCACAAAGGCCUUUCUUCAACAAAGCAGGUUUGUGACCAACGAGAGCACAAAUACAGGGUCAACACAGGUAGAGCGCUCUGUAACUCUUCAGGCCAGACUUAGCUGGUCUCCUUUGGGAUACUAACACACAUGAAGGCUCCCGGUGGUCAACCCCUAUAAACACAUGAGAGGGAAGGAACACAGACAAACCAUGAAAAAGAUAUAUAUUGGCAAAACCGCCUUAAAAGUGCCCCGAAACGGCGGCAAACAUCCGAAAAAGAGCUCACUGCUGGAGCAGAAGGAGGACUUAAGGAAGAGGCUUUCCUACACGACGCACAAGCUGGAGCUGCUGCAGAGCGAGUUCGACUCCACGCGGCAGUACCUGGAGACGGAGCUGCGCCGGGCACAGGAGGAGCUGGACAAGUUUACUGAUAAGCUGCGCAGAAUACAAAGCAGCUACUCAGCACUGCAGAGGAUCAACCAAGAUCUGGAGGAGAAGAUCCACAGGGAUUCUCAGCAUCAUGACGACGAGAAGAGGGCGCUGAGCAGAGAGAUCAUCGUUCUCAACAACCACCUGAUGGAGGCCAAACUCACCAUCGAGAAACUGCAGGAAGACAAUGACCUGUACAGGAAGGACUGUAACCUGGCCGCCCAGCUGCUGCAGUGCAACAAGUCUCUGUACAUGGCUCAGCUCGCCGAGCUGCCCGCUGAGUUGCAGGAGCGACUGGCCAUGCACUUGGAGGAGUCUCCUCUCUGUCAGGCGUACUCUGACACCGUCCCGGCCUCUCUCAUCGCCAAAGUGCUCGAGAAGCCCGACGAGGCCUGCAGCAGCAGCCAGGCCUCCCGCUCGCCCAGCCCCCAAACCCAGGACCACGCUUUUAUCUUGGAGCGCGUGGGUCCAGGACAGCGGCUGGGGCUCCGUGCAGCCUACAAAUCUGACCUGUACAGCAGCGACACAGCCCUGUACUGCCCCGAUGACCGGCACCGCGAGAGGAGGCCCAGCAUGGACCUCCACGGUCAGAGAAAGCUGCUGUACGGGCCCCAAAACUCCACAGACAGCAACCCAGAGGAGGGCUCGGUGGGGUUGAGGGCCGGCUUCUCCCAGGAGCACUUUGCUAAGUUUCCUGCCACGCUGGGAGCAGGCUCAAGCUCCUACUCCAGCUUCAGUGGAGGGGGCUCUGAGGACAAAGGCAACGGCCCGCCCAGCAGUGCUGCUUCAUCCCCACGCCACCAUUCCCUCUACAUGGACUGGAGAGAUGCAGGGGACUAUGAGAGAAAGAGUGACUCAUCCUGGGAGAGGGACAGUCCAAGAGGCUUUGCCAACGCUCAUCCCUUCCAGCAGACGGAGCUCAGCCACCACCAGAACGGCAGCUCGCCUGUCUACAGCCGCACCAUGUCCUCCUGUUUCAGUGAGCCCUACGAGCCGCUCCCUCCCUCUUCAUCCCCGAGUGUUGCCUACGGAGACAGUCGUCGAGGCAGCACACUAGCCCCCGAGGAGGAGGAGCUGAUCGGCCGGUGGAGACAACUUAGCGUAGAGGACUUAAGUGCCCACAGCUACCGCAGCCCGGGCCGAGCCUCACCUUACAGCUUCUCAGAGCAGCACUUCUCCGUCCGGCCUGCCAAGAUCCGACUCGGGCCGCUCUACAGCAGCUUCCAGGAGGGGGCUGACUAUUACCAUCAGGCAGCGGGUGUCAUGGACCCAGUGUGGGUAGCUGGCAGCCCAAGCCCUGAAUGCAGCCCAGGACCGCAUCAGGCUCACAGCCAAGCCCACAUGUAUCGAGCCGAGGACAGCCAGGGGUCAGAGCACAGCCUCUACCACUCAGGGAGCUCCAAAGAAAGGGAGGGUAACGUGGCAGCUGGCGGCCAGAGCACGGAUUAUGUAGACCCGAGCCCCAACAGCUCCACCGAGUCUCUGAACCAGAGGACCCUGGAGAUGGCUGCAGAGCUGCAGCACUACCAAGUGGAAAUGCACAGCCUGCCUGCACAGGUGAGCACAUCGCCACCGCCGGCUCCACCCCCUCCUCCUCCGUACAACCAAAAAUUUGGCUCCCUGGGACUUUCCAGGAAGGACAGUCUGACCAAGGCUCAGCUUUACGGAACACUUCUGAACUGAAAGCCUUUACAUUCAGGUUUAAUCUUUGACAGGAUGCUGGGACCUGCUGUGUCCGGCCACACCUUCUGUUAGCGCGAUCAUUUUGAUAAAAAUGGUUUGAAUAGAAGCCCAGGAGCCAAAUAAUACAGUAUCAUGAACGUGUAACUAUAUUGCUGAUCAUUUACAAAGCUUUGAUUGUAUGACAGUGGGUGGAAACAGUUUACUCUACAGUUGUUUUGAGCAAGUAAGUCAUGUUGAAAGAGUUGGAUGUGGGGAGAGGAGCUCAAGCAGCUCAUAAAAUUUGUAAAAAAAAAAUGUAUGUAUUGAAAUUACAAAUGUAUAAAUAUAUACUUAUAACUAAAAUUUGAGUGAUAUAUUUUGUAUGUAGCUGUUGGCAAGAAUACAUCCGAAACAAUCAAACUAAAUGCAAAUCUUCUUGAUAAACCUGGAACUUGUACAUAAGUUAAAAAACUGCCAAUCCUAUAUUUGAGACAACUCUGAGAGGUAUUUUAAUUGAGAAUUAAUGCCCAUAUAAACUGCACAUAGAUCUGUUUCAGUUGUUAUUUUUACUAAGACAGAAACAAUGUUGGCCUGGUGAGGAUUUAAAUAUGAAUGUUGAACAUGGGAAGACAACAAAAACAAAUGAAUCACUUUAAAUGAAUUAUGAGAAACUUAAAACUUGUUUUCCUUCUGUUGAUUGAAUUUGACAGUAUCGAUGGGUGUGUUAUAUUGUUAUUGAUGGAACGUUUUGAGAUCUGUCUUAGCAUUCAGUAUUAUUAUUUUAUUUUCUGCUCUUCUAUAUCCCAACAGAGAGGUUUGUUUUCCUGCCCCCCAUUCUACCUCAGAUUUGGAUGCCCACAACCCAUCGCACCACUGUAACUUUGUUUCUUUGACAACAAUGCAUGUUUAUAUAUUUUGGUUGUUUUGUUCGCCUAAUAAAGCACAAAUUAUACAUAUAAGCUGCAGGCUUCCCUUUAAUUCAGGUAUGGGGAUCUUAAAUGUGGAUGGUUGUAUGGUAACACUUUAUGGAUAAUGUACACAAAAGUAGUGGUUACUGAGGAGUGAGUGAGAGCUGAUAAUUAAUUACUCAUUAAUGAGUAAUUCCUGAAUAACUGAUUAGAGGAGAGUAGAUGAGUUACAAUGGAAUAGACAGGGAGGUACUAUAUUAAU